This is a messenger RNA of Eucalyptus grandis, 1470 nucleotides long. Its product is annotated as probable tRNA N6-adenosine threonylcarbamoyltransferase. The record is from RefSeq and is a predicted model, not a curated record. The transcript has 4 exons. Gene Ontology annotation, biological process: tRNA threonylcarbamoyladenosine modification. Gene Ontology annotation, cellular component: cytoplasm; EKC/KEOPS complex. Bases 228 to 1286 code for a protein of 352 amino acids. Lineage: Eukaryota; Viridiplantae; Streptophyta; Magnoliopsida; Myrtales; Myrtaceae.
AAUAAUGUGAAGUGAAAAUACAGACGCAAAUAAUUUUCCAAAUUGGGAGACAAAUGAGGGUUUUUGGCAACUCCUGCCGAAGGGAAAGAGAGGGAUUUUUGGCUUGAAUUCAGACCCCGCACGCCCAAACCCGAAGCGACUCGCCAAACUCUCGACCGCCACUCUCUCUCCAGCGCAGUUUGUCAAUUAAGAGGAUUUGAAACUGUGCAAAGAACAAACCUGUGAACAUGAAGAAAAAGAUAGCCCUUGGUUUCGAGGGGUCAGCCAACAAGAUUGGCAUUGGGGUGGUCACUCUUGAUGGCGAUAUUUUGUCUAAUCCACGUCAUACCUACAUCACUCCUCCUGGACAAGGCUUUCUUCCACGAGAAACUGCUCAGCACCAUCUCCAGCAUGUACUUCCUUUGGUCAAAGAAUCUCUGAAAACCGCCCAAGUGACUCCUGACGACAUUGACUGUCUUUGUUAUACAAAGGGUCCAGGCAUGGGAGCCCCUCUGCAAGUUUCUGCUAUUGUCAUUAGGAUCCUUUCACAGCUGUGGAAGAAACCGAUUGUUGCUGUUAAUCAUUGUGUGGCACAUAUUGAAAUGGGUAGGAUUGUGACUGGUGCUGAUGAUCCGGUUGUGUUGUAUGUAAGUGGUGGAAAUACACAGGUCAUUGCUUACAGUGAGGGAAGGUAUCGGAUUUUUGGAGAGACUAUUGAUAUUGCUGUUGGAAACUGCUUGGACAGAUUUGCUAGAGUCUUGACACUGUCCAACGAUCCUAGCCCUGGAUACAACAUUGAGCAGCUUGCCAAGAAGGGAGAUCAAUUCAUCGAUCUUCCUUAUGUUGUCAAAGGGAUGGAUGUAUCUUUUAGUGGAAUCUUGAGCUUUAUCGAAGCUACUGCUGAAGAAAAGCUUAAAAAUAAUGAGUGCACCCCUGCAGAUUUGUGCUACUCUCUACAGGAAACACUUUUUGCAAUGCUCGUGGAAAUCACAGAGCGGGCAAUGGCACAUUGCGACAAGAAAGAUGUUUUGAUUGUCGGUGGUGUGGGUUGCAAUGAGCGAUUGCAAGAGAUGAUGAGAGUUAUGUGUUCGGAGCGAGGCGGCAAAUUGUAUGCAACCGACGAUAGGUACUGCAUUGACAAUGGUGCUAUGAUUGCAUACACCGGACUCCUUGCUUAUGCUCAUGGGACAUCAACUCCAUUAGAGGAGUCGACUUUCACCCAAAGGUUCCGUACGGAUGAGGUGCACGCGAUCUGGAGGGAGAAAGAGGAAUUGAAGAAAGCGAAUGGUACUGGUACUGCAGGCUAGAUGAGAUGCCUGGAUUAGUUUACGCAGCCGUAUUUAGCAGAAGAGACUGGAACUAGGAUUCCUAUUUAAUGCAACAGCCUUUAAUUACAGAAAGAAAUGCUGUUCAUUCAUGCAGGAUGUUUACUUUAGCUUUUUGCACUUAAGUGAUAAAUAAUUAUUCAUUUUGACUGGGAAUUACUCCAAA